CGUCCCAGUGGUUCCUCUCACAGAAUAGUUGCUUUGAACUAGUUUGUUUCUCAACGCUCUUCAAAUAUAAACAUAUUAGAAAUUUAAUUAAACAAAUGGCUAAAUUAGAUGUCCAACCCGUUAAAAAACAAAAGGCCAAGAAGAGGAAAAACUCUUGUGUCGAACAUGAAGAUGAAGUAGCAAAUAAAAGUUUAAUAUUGGAGAACACCACUCCUCAUGAUACAGAAGUUGUCACGGUCAACCAUGAGCAAGGGGUUUCCAAGAAAACAAAAAAACGCAAAAACAAAGAAAAAGGUGCCGUCAAGGAGAAACGUUCAAAGUCGCAUAAGACUGUUGACAGCGGUGAGGAUGAUGAACAACACGAGGUAGAGCAACAUGAUAAUGACGAAGAUAAUGAUGAUGAUGGAACAAUAGAACCCACCUUAGAACAAUUGAAAGAAAGUGAGAAACCCGAAAAUACAUUAGCCAUAGUCACAGGUCGUCAAAAGAAAAAGCAAAAACAUCAGAAACUUCUGGAGGCACAGAAAGAGCAUUCCAUGGAAAAGGAAAGGCAACGUAAUGAAGAAUAUCUAAAAAAGUGGAAACAUUGUCGUGAAGAUUGGAAAUUUGAAAAACUUCGACAAAUAUCCAUACAACAGAGCAUGUUCGAUGAGAAUAUUUUAAGUACAGAAUAUUGGAAUAUUGCCUUGGAAUAUUUGGCUGGUAGCAAGGGUGCUGCCAAGGACAAAGUUAUUAAAAUGGCAAAUGAUGUUAUCGAUGAAGUCGAUAAACAAUGCGAAGCAAAGGAAACAGAAGAGGAACGACAACAGUUGGUUAAUUCUGUAAAAUAUCAAAGAGCGCGAGAUUUACUACAAAUAUUUGACUGAUGCAAUUAGAUUGUAAUUUGGAAAAAUACCUGAAGUUAAUAAAAAUUUUAAAAUAUUCGACAAUGUUAUUAGAAAUUAUAAAA
Messenger RNA from Musca domestica (house fly), 949 nucleotides. RefSeq lists its product as uncharacterized. NCBI's taxonomy places the organism in Eukaryota, Metazoa, Arthropoda, Insecta, Diptera, Muscidae. The record is from RefSeq and is a predicted model, not a curated record. The transcript has 2 exons. Bases 96 to 866 code for a protein of 256 amino acids.